Heterocephalus glaber (naked mole-rat) is the source of this 9644-nucleotide messenger RNA. It is a transcript of the gene Akap11, whose product is annotated as A-kinase anchoring protein 11. Gene Ontology annotation, cellular component: cytoplasm. NCBI's taxonomy places the organism in Eukaryota, Metazoa, Chordata, Mammalia, Rodentia, Bathyergidae. Gene Ontology annotation, molecular function: protein kinase A binding. The record is from RefSeq and is a predicted model, not a curated record. Gene Ontology annotation, biological process: intracellular protein localization.
GCCGGGGCUAGUGUGGGAGGGGGUGUCCGCUUGCUAGCCGGUCUCGCGCCUCUGGUCGUUGCUGGUCGGUGGCGAGUGAGUGACAAGCCUGUGAGCUUCAGAGGCUGUGGCCGCCAGGUUGAUGACAUUUAAAACAUCUUUUAAAAAUCCUUUGUCUUGGCGACCUUGUUGACAGUUCAGUGAACCUCCUUCAAAACAUUUCCUAGGUGUUUUGUGCAUCUGCUUUGCAGUGAUAGCACACAAAACUAAUAUAGUUAUGGCGACUUUGCAGCCUUUCAGAAAUAGUCAUGUGAAACCUAGAGCAUCUGUCAGAAAAAGCUUCAGUGAAGAUGUAUUCCAGUCUGUAAAGUCUUUAUUACAGAGUGAGAAGGAACUAUGCAGUGUAUCAGACGAGGACUGUUUAAAGCAGGACGAACAUGCCAAUUUAACUGAGGUCACAUUUCUGGGCUUUAAUGAAGAAACAGAUGCUGCUCAUAUACAGGAUUUAGCAGCAGUGUCUUUGGAACUUCCAGAUCUUCUGAAUUCACUCCACUUCUGUAGUCUAAAUGAAAAUGAAAUUAUUUGUAUGAAGGGUAUAAAUAAAUCAUCAGAUAUCAACAGUGGUCCUCUAAAUCAGAGUCAUCAUUCUGGAAUGCUUUGUGUCAUGAGAGUGUCACCUAUAUUACCAAGACUCAGAAUUGAUUUUAUCUUUAGUCUCCUAAGUAAAUAUGCUACUGGUAUAAGAUAUACCCUGGACACGUACUUGCAUCAGAACCGCCAGCUUGAGACCACUCAUGAAGAUGAUGAUGACACUAACCAGUCUGUGUCUUCCAUAGAGGAUGACUUUGUCACUGCUUUUGAGCAGUUGGAGGAAGAAGAGGCUUCAAAGCCAUAUAAUGAUGGAAUAAACAUUACUACACCACGGAGCCAGUGUGAUAUGGCUUCUCAGACUAUGUGUGGUCACCAUACGGAAACCCAUGAUUUAAAGAUUCUAGUCAGCUCUAGACAGCAGAAGUCGUUGGCUAAACCCUCAUCUCCCUUAAUAAAAGUUCUGGGACAUAAAGAACCACAUUCUGUAAAAAAUUCAGUCACAACUUCAGUUUCAGAGUCUUGGAUCCAAAGGAGUUUCUAUAGGUCAUCUAAUGCUUCAGAUAAAAUCAGUGAUGCACAGAAAACAUUUUUUUCUUCUUCUCCUGCCUAUUCUUCAGAAUCAGAAUGCUCAAGUCCAAGUCCUGUUAUUUUCUUGGAUGAAGAAGGAUAUCAGAAAAGUUUAAAAGCAAAACUUGAGCUGCCUAAAAUUCCUGUGAUGAAAGAUGAUAUAGAGGAUUCAGACUCAGAAGUAAGUGAAUUUUUUGAUAGUUUUGAUCAGUUUGAUGAACUAGAACAAUCCUCAGAGCCUUCCUGUCUAUUUAUAAAUGACCCUGUUGAAGGGAAGUCAUUGCGAAAGAAAGGACUCAAACAUGAAAAAUCUUGUAUGAAUCCUCAGAAAUUCAAGUCUGAUUGCCCAGCUCUUCCAGCUAAUGUUAAAAAGCCAACUCCUCGUAAGCCAGAAUCUCCGUAUAGCAACCUGUGUGAUGCUCCAGAUUCUCCCCGUCCAGUAAAGGCGUCAGGGGACGACAGUGGUUUGUUUAGCCCUAUUCGAUCCUCUGCUUUUAGUCCUCUUGGAAGCUGUACUCCUGCUGAAUGCUUUUGCCAUACAGAUAAUGGUGGAAAUCAGACCCAUGAUUCCGUUUAUUACACCUAUGAAGAUUAUGCAAAUAGCAUUUCAUGUAAAGUACUAGAGUCAGUUCUUCAUAACCAACAUACUAAUGAAAUGUCAAGCUUUAAUAGUAUUAAAAGAGGAGAAAAUAAAACUGUUGCUUUUAAGCAUGGAAACCUUGAUCAAAAAAGUAACUAUAAAAAUAAAUCUUUAAUGAUUAAAGAUAGCAUUCAGAAAUUUGCCGCAGAUCUUGUAGAAAAAAGUUUUGGCAGUGCAUUUAAAGACUUACAGAAAGGAGUCUCUUCAUGCACCAAUGCAUUGUGCCACUUAGCCAUCAAAUUGACAUCAUCUGUUUUUCAGAUGGCAUUUAAUGAACUGAGAAGGCAGCAUGCAUUUUCACUGAAACAACGUGCCAUUAGUGGCCUGGCUAAUUUUUUGGUGAGUGAAGCCUUUUCACAUGCCUUAAAAGAUUUACAGUAUGUAAAGAAGCAGAUAUUUACAAACACAGUCACUAGGUUUGCUGCAGAUCUUGCCGAAGAGCUUGUUUUUGAAGGCAUCAUGGAAGUAUGUCAGUUUUCAUAUCCUUCAACACCUGCAUCUCCGCAGUGUCAGUCAUUUGAUUUUGAAGACAAAGUAGUGAAGUCAUAUGCAGAAGAUUUGUCUGAGUCUGUAAUACAGGAAGCAUUCAUUGAGCUAUCUCAAGUUGAUGUGCCCUUCACAACAAAGGCAGCAGUUAGUGUUUCUACAGAUAAUAUUAAAUAUGUGAAUGCAGAAAGUGUAGUGCCAUUUACACAGACCUUCACAUUUUCCCCUUUUAACAAUCAAGCAAUUAUGGUGACGAAACCAGUGCAGGAAUACAAAAAGGAGUACACUGUGCAGCAGGCCUUGCUUUGUACUUCAGGAAUUGUCACUUCUAUUCCAGUGCCCUUGGCAGGAAGUGCCCUUCUCCCAUAUCAUAUUUCCUCUACUCUAUGUCAGACAAAUUCUCAUCUGUCACUUGAUGACAGUAAUUCAAAUGGUGAUUUUACCCAAGAACAUGUUAUGGGAAAAAACAAAGAAGAGGAAGUAGCUUGUCUCAGAAACAUUUGUUUACCUUCAGAACACAAUCUGGUAAGGCAGAAUGAUUGUAAACCAACUAGUAAUGAUAUUGAAAUUCAAAGUUCUUCAAAAUUAACAAGUGAUCCUGUGAUUAUUAGCAACUUUUCUGCAGCAGUGGUGCAUACAAUAGUAAAUGAAACUUUAGAGUCAAUGACACCAUUCAGUGUUACAAAAACAGCUGAUGAAAAUACAGAUUAUUUAACUAAAACAAUAAAAGGACACACCUCUCCUUUCUCUCAUCAAGCAGCACCACAACAGGGGGAAAGUAGCAAUAAGGACAUGUUUGCUGAACUGUUAUCUAAAUCUGUUAUUAAAGAUUCCAUAGAUACAAGCAAAUCAAUGAUCUCAACUACAGAUACAAAUACUGUACCUAAGGAAGACUUGCCUGUUGCUGGAGAGGAAUCACAGUUGACUUCAGAAAAGGUCCCUAAAUUUCUUGAUGCCCAAGAUCACUUACCUUGCUGUUCACUUUCCAUGAGAAAGGAUUGUGUUCCUGAAUGUAAAGAUUCGAUGGUUCAUGGAAUUUCUUUAGAGACACUACCAUCUUGUCCAAUGAUGGCAAGUCAGAAACCUGAUCUGAAGGAACUGGCUAAGGAUAAACCAGUGAAAAAGCAUCAUUUGAAUGAUACAGCACUUGAGCCCUUGUCUUUUGGACAGGAGAGCCCUUUCCGUCACUCACAUACUUUCUCAUCUACAGUGCUUACCUGUGUAGAUGGUUUGCAUGUGGAGGAUAAACAGAAAAUCAGAGACAGAAAUAUAAUACCUGAUACUCCUCCGUCAACUCCUCUUGUUCCAUCCCAGGCUAGUUCUGAAUGGGAUAUCAAGAAGUUAACAAAAAAGCUCAAAGGGGAAUUAGCCAAAGAAUUUGCACCUGCUACACCACCUUCUACACCUCACAACUCAUCUAUUGGUAGUUUGUCUGAAAGUGAACACACUACUAUAGAAAAAGAAGAGUUCAUGUUGAAACUCAUGCGGUCUCUUUCAGAAGAAGUUGAAAGUAGUGAAGGUGAAGAACAUCCGGAAAUGAAUGUGAAGUCAGAGCACUCAGGGAAGAAACUGCAGUUUGCAGAAGCAUUAGCUACACAUAUAAUUUCUUUUGCAACUGAAAUGGCAGCUUCUCAUUUAGAUCAUAAAAUAACCCAAGAACCUGAGGUUCAAAAACCUUACUUCAGUGUGCAAAGUCAGGGAAGAGUAUUGCCUAGUUUUUUAAGUCAUUCUGAUGAAAAUUUUCAGACAUGCAUUUUUGCAGGUGAUAUGGCUGCAGAAAUCAUUACAGAAGCUGAGAAAAUAGCAAAAGCUAGAAGUUCUGUACUUCACAGACAAAAGAAUCUUUGUUUCAUUGAUGGGGACCAAGAUUAUAGAUCAGAAGAGAAGUUGGAUAUGGAGGUUGUAGCAUACCCAAGAGAAGUGGAUCCAUUUAUUCUUUCAUUACCACCAAGUUCUUCUGUGUCAGGUCUGACAUACAAGUAUCCCAGCUGUGAAAGUGUGACAGAUGAAUAUGCAGGUCAUGUUAUUCAAAUAUUAAAACAGGAAGGUGGUAACAGUGAGUUAAUACUGGAUCAGUAUGCCAGUAGACUUGCUUAUCGGUCUGUUAAGUCAGGUUUACAAGAAGCAGCUAAGACAGCCAAAAUGAAGUGCAACUCAAAAAUGUUCCCUGUGCAAAGUGCACAAGUGAAAAUAAAUAGUGAACUGUUCAUGUUCUCGCACAAAGGACACCACCGAGAAGUAGGUAAAAGUAAAAGAAAAAGAAAUGGAGGUCACCUUUGUCAGAAUCAAAUGUGUGAAAGGACAAGAGAUACAUGUAGAAAUGAGGACUCUCACCUGUAUAGUUUUUCAGCCUCUCUUGCUCACUGCAUAACAAGAGAUGUUAAAAAAGAGCUGACGGCACCUAAAGUUGACUUGCUAAAAUCCUUAACAGAUUCCUGCCUUUUUGAAAAAUCUGGAUAUGUUGAAGAUACUGAAUGUCUUACAGAACCAGAAUUUUCUAAGCCUCCUCAGCCUUCCUCACAAAAUCAAGGAUUUCACCACAGUACAGGCAGCUUAAAUGGACAGGCUUGUGGAGAGAAUAUUGUUCAAGCUCUAGAACAGUAUGCUAAAAAAGUAGUGGAUGAUACUUUAGAGUUAGGUCUAGGAUCCAAAGUUUUCCAAGCAUCUGAGACCACAAAAUCAGUAGAUAGGAUCACUUAUGCAGAAAAGUUGUCACCUCUUAUAAGUCAGAAUUGCAGAUACUGUGACCUUAAUGAACUCCAUGAUUGUACUAGAAAUUCAUCUCCACACUUUUUCAGACAGGAUUCACGUGUUAGUAGUAAGCUAGUUACAAAUUCAAAGUUUAACAACUAUCAGAAAUCUAGAAUUUUUCAUCUUGAUGUCCCUCAAAUUCAUGUAAAUCUUGACAAAAAAUCAUUACUUGCUGAGAAGAUAGUUGCUGAAGCUAUUGAAAGAGCAGAGAGAGAGCUGAGCAAUACCAGUUUGGCAGCUGAUAGUGGAAUUGGACAAGAUGGCAUUAGUUUUGCUGAAAGCCUAACCACAGAAAUAAUGACAUCAGCCAUGACGAAUGUUGGACAUACUGUCAGCAGUUCAAAAGAAAUAGAAGAUGCCCAGUCAACUGAGUCACUUGGUAGCCAGCAGAUGAAUCUCAGUAUUGGUGAAGACAGCAUUGGUAGCUGGUCCAAUUUAAGUUUUGAGGAUGAACACCAAGAUGAAAGCAGCAGUUUUCAUCAUCUAAGUGAAAGCAGUAAUGGUAACAGCAGUAGCUGGAGCAGUCUUGGUUUAGAAGGAGAUUUGUAUGAGGACAAUUUAUCCUUUCCAACAUCAGACAGUGAUGAACUGGAUGAUAAAGAUGAAGAGCAUCAGGAUGACGUAGAAGGUUUGGAGCAAGAUGAAAAGACUUUGCUGAUUAUGAAUAUUGACAUGGAGCCAUGCACAGUAGAUCCCCAGUUAAGGAUUAUCCUUCAGUGGCUCAUUUCUUCUGAAGCUGAAGUUACAGAACUUUAUUUUCAUGACUCAGCAAAGAAGGAAUUCAUACUACUUUCAAAACGGUUACAAGAAAAAGGAUGGAAAGUAGGAGACCUCCUGCAGGCUGUGCUUAAAUACUAUGAAAUGGUGGAAAAAGCUUCCAGUGAGGAGAGAUGCAAGUCACUGUUUGAUUGGCUCUUGGAAAAUGCAUAAGACAAACCCCAAACCAGUACAUUUUAUUAUUUGUUUUGAAAGGGGAAGAAACAUAAAUAUGUUUAGGAUAAAUAUGAAUGGUAAAUAUGAACAUUUUAGGUGAUUUGGGAGAAAAGUAAAUACAGCUUUUUAAGUGCUUUCUGUCAUUACAGUGUAUAUAGUUCACACUUUUGUAAUGGCUGUUAAAAUACUAUCUUUACCUGUUCUUCUGUACGCAUAUAUGGUGUGUGUAACAUAUAUGUGAAGGAAGGAGGGAAGGUCUUACCGUAAGGCUUCUGGAGACAUUGUCUGACACCAUUCUUUUUGCAUCCAAAUAGUGGUUAGGGAGAGGUUCCAGUGAUGAGAGUUAUAAUUGCUCCUUUGCAAACAAAUGGUGUCUUGACUAAUGACUCAUCAGAUCAAAAAAAUAAAAUUGAGGCUGAUUUCUUUUGGGAAGGCUUUUGGACUUUUUGUCCUGUUUUUAAAAAUUAGUUUUAUGUCAAGAGUUCAGCUAUUGACAGCUUUUUGGUUCCUUACAAACUGUAUAAGUUUUUAGUAGAAACAUUAUUGUUUUAGGUUUCUGUGAAUACCGUAAGUGAUAGUUUCCCAGGCCUUCCAUCAAAUGACAUUUGCUAAUGCCACCAAUUGUUUUGGCAUGAAAGUGGUCUGUGUGUAUGUGUCUGUGUAAAGGAGAACUUUAACCUUGCCAAUGGUUUUGUUUUCUGUUUUAUGCUACUCUUUUCUUAGUUAGAAACCAUUGUAAACAUUAACAAGGUGCUUUAAAAUAAAAUGCCUAUAAAGAUUAUGCAGUUAGCGUUUUUGACUUAUAAAUGAAAAUUCAAGUUGCAAAACAGUGAAAUUUAAAAAAUAAUGUUAAUAUGGAAAUGCAUUCAGAGGAACCUAAUGUAUUUCAUUGUUGGAUUUUUGGGGAAAAAAAAAAAAUCCUGCUUACCAAGCAUAAGUUUUCUCUAGAAAAGUUGUGACCCUACUCCUUAUGUUGUCUGCAUUAUUUUGUAAAGUUAUGUGCAUGAUCUUUCUGGGCUCUACAUUUCCUACUACUUUGUCUUCAGAAACUGCAAGGUGACAUGAAUAAAAGGACCAAGAUGUGUCUUGGUUUUAUAUGUGUGGGUAUGUAUGUGCAACUUUUUAGUUUUUCCAGUAGUGGCUUUUGUAAUCUAGGAUAAAUUGCUUUUUGUGAGGGCUUUGGGUUUUUGUUUUUUUUUUACUCUAUUACAUUUUUUCCCUCCAAAUACUGACUAUUCUAUACAUAAGGAAUAGGUAAUCAGGGUAAUUACAUGAGUUUGAAUUAAUAGUUAUGGUAGAAAAAUGUUUUGUAGUGAAAGAUUCAGGUUUGCUUUUUAAGAAGCAAAUGUCAAAAGCUACUUAAAUAUUUACAUUGUAGACUUUGGUUUUCCCCAAGUUAAGAUACAGGUAUAGGAUGAUCCUUAAACAUGAAUUUUCUUUAAGUUUCUUCAAGUAUCUUUUGAUGUAAAGAAAAGAAGGAAAUGUAUCACCAGAAUUGUUUCUGCCUUUAGGUUUUCAGAAUUUGAAAUGAGGCCACACUGGACUGGAGUUUAAAUGUUAAGACCAGGAAUGUUUGCUCUUGUUAGUUGUAAGGUAGAUUAAUCAAUCAAGUUCAGAUUGCGUUUUUACAAGUAACUAUCAAAUCAUUAUUUAGUAAUUUGAAUGUAAAUAUGAGUUUGAGUAACAACAAAACUGGGUUCUGAAUUUCUUUUAAAGUGACAAUGACAGUAUAUUUUGUAAAAGUUUCUGCGUUUGAAAUGCUUAUGUUUAUUUAUGUUAAUGAUAUAAUCAUUUUGAGGUAAAGUUUUUGACAUAUUCUUAUUUCUUUUGCAUUUUGCUGGAGCUGGAGCUGCGUUCAGAGUUCCAUUAUCUAACCACUACCUACUGACAUACCAGUCAUUAGGUGUUAGCAUGAGUGAUUAUAAUAAUAGUGGAACUCCAUAUUUGCAUCAAUUCAGUGCAGGGGCAUUAAGAAAAAUAUUAAAUAUUGGUAUAUGUAAAAAGAAAUAUGAGUUAUAAGACUUCCUUAUAUAGAGAGAAUGUUUGGACAGUAUCUUUUAAUCAUAUUCAUAUACAGUCUAAAUUUAACUUUCUUUAAAGACUAUUUGUGAUUUUCCGAAGACAUUGUAGAUCUGUUUGGUUGCUCAGUCUUGAAAGCAGCUCUGUUGAGGACAGCUUUGUCUUAUUACAAGCUUGACAUAUUUAUAUUGUAACAUCGUAAUAUUGCCAUUCUGUACAUUUUGGUCCUAAUGAAAUAUGUCUUACUCAAAAUUGUUAAAAUUGUGAUGUGCAAUUGUUAAAAUUGUGAAGUCUUUGUUUACCAGUUUUGAAAUCAUCAUGUAAUCCAUGGAAAGUGAAUGAAACCUGUGAUAAAGGGUUUUCAGAACAUUAUUUCAGUCUAAAAUAGGGCAGUUCUUUCAUGUUCUUUUCCUAAUCCAAGGUUAAAUUACAUUUGUAUUUUGGGCAUUAUUCAUGUUGAUUUUGAAAAUACUUCCUGCUUUAUUCAAAAUGAAUGAUUCAUUUAUAAAUCACAAAAGAAAAUGACAAUGUCUCUUGGAUGAAUGCGUAUGAUUUAGUGGCAUUAUAAAACCUUUGAGAGUAUUUACUCUGAACAUAUGUGAUACCUUUAUACUUUGAAAAAUGUUGCACUUACCCUUUCAGAUAUUUUAUGUGAAUUAACUCAAUUCAUAAUCUUUAAUUCUGCUUAAGUAAGGGCUUUAUAUUCCUGGUAGGAGAAUUUAAUUACUUAAGUACAUUGUGUACAAAAGGAAAGAUAAUUUACCUGUUUGACAAUAGGUAAAUUUGACGUGCACGUUCCCCAAAUGUAAAGCUUAAUUUUCAUUCAUUAGAUUCCAAUCUGAUGAUAUCUACUUAAUUAUUUAGCUAAUAUUAUUCCACAGUUAAUGUAAUCAAUUUCCCACGAGUAUAUCACUUUACAUUUUGUUUUUCAAAGAAAACUUUACACAGAAUAUUUAAAAUGAUGCAUCCAUACUCAGGGGUUAGGGAAGAUACUUUCCAUUUACAGCCCUGUUCACCUUUACCUGCAUAAGAGAAGAGCAUCAGUGGGAAUUAAAAAAAUUGUACUAUGAGGUGAGAUGCAUUUUUUUUCAUUUUCAGAAAAAACCUUGCAAAACAUUUAAUCAUUUACUGUAUUCUUGCUCUGAAGAUGCAGAUACAGUGUUAGUCACUCUUGUCACUUUAAUUUAUUUAUUUUUUUAUCAUCCAUGUACAUUCCUUUCAUUUAGAGUUGUAGUUGUAGAAGUUCUCAUUUGUUAUUGUUGUUGUAAUGUUUGAAUACUGUUUAAUACCAGGUUUUAAUAUUGCUGAAUUUGCUACCUUUGGUUACUUGUGCAGUGUUAAAAGUAAUCCACAUUCUUGUUUAAUUACCAGAUAUAUAGCAAAAGAAGCUUUGAAUAAUUAUAACUGUUUAUUUGGCUGUGCACAGUUAUUACAUAAAGAUCUUAUACCGUAUUACAGUAACUUUUUUUGCUCUUCAGUAAUUAAGUGUUCGCUUACCAAAGUAGGAACUUCAGGAUGCACUAAACUUUUGUUUUAGUAGUGGCUUAAAAAAAAAGAAGUUUCAAAAAUUACUUUUGUAAUAAUUUGCAAUUAAUUUUUCUUUUAUCUUACAGUUGUUUAAGCCUGUGAUCUUUCCUCUGCCAACUAAGAAUUCUUCAAUAAAUUUAAGAAAUGCCCA